GCCCCCUCCUCGGCUGCAGCGGGCCGGGGGCGGGUCCUGCACCCACCAUGCGCGGAGAGCUCUGGCUCCUGGUGCUGGUGCUCCGGGAGGCUGCCCGGGCGCUGAGCCCCCAGCCCGGAGCAGGUCAGGAUGCAGGCCGAGGCUCUGCAUGGACCGGACCUGGCUGGCACCGGAGAGCCCGAGAGAGCCCUGGGCCAGUGUCGGAGCCAGACAGGACCCAGCUGAGCCAGGACCUGGGUGGGGGCACCCUGGCCAUUGACACGCUGCCGGAGAACAGGACCAGGGUAGUGGAGGACAACCACAGUUACUAUGUGUCCCGUCUGUACGGCCCCAGCGAACCCCGCAGCCGGGAGCUGUGGGUGGACGUGGCCAAGGCCAACCGGAGCCAAGUGAAGGUCCACAGAAUCCUCUCCAACACCCACCGGCAGGCUUCGAGGGUGGUCUUGUCCUUUGAUUUCCCUUUCUACGGGCAUCCUCUGCGGCAGAUCACCAUAGCAACCGGAGGCUUCAUCUUUACUGGUGACGUGACCCAUCGGAUGCUCACAGCGACUCAGUACGUGGCCCCUCUGAUGGCCAACUUCAACCCCGGCUACUCCGAAAAUUCCACAGUUGCUUACUUUGACAACGGGACAGUCUUUGUGGUCCAGUGGGACCGUGUCUACCUCCAAGGCCGGGAGGACAGGGGCAGCUUCACCUUCCAGGCAGCCCUGCACCGCGACGGCCGCAUCGUAUUCGGCUACAAAGAGAUCCCUAUGUCCGUCCUGGAAAUCAGCUCCUCCCAGCACCCCGUCAAAACAGGCCUGUCAGACGCCUUCAUGACUGUCAACACAUCCCCGGAUGUGCCAGAAUCCCGGCGGAGGGCCAUCUUUGAAUACCACCGCGUGGAGCUGGACCCCAGCAAGGUCACCAGCAGGUCGGCUGUGGAGUUCACCCCCUUGCCAACCUGCCUGCAGCAUCGGAGCUGCGACACCUGCAUGUCCUCGGACCUGACCUUCAACUGCAGCUGGUGCCACGUCCUCCAGAGAUGCUCCAGUGGCUUUGACCGACACCGCCAGGAGUGGCUGUUCUACGGCUGCGCCCAGGAGGCAGAGGACAGGACAUGUGAGGACUUCCAGGACGAGGACCACUACGCAUCCUCCCCCGACAGCUCCUUCAGCCCCUCUGGCGGAGACCUCAGCACCACCUCCUCCCCCCUCUUCCUGGACAGCCUCACCACGGAAGAUGACACCAAGUUGAAUCCCUAUGCGGGGGGAGACGGCCUUCAGAACAACCUGUCCCCCAAGACAAAGGGCCCCCCGGUACACCUGGGCACCAUUGUGGGCAUCGUGCUGGCGGUCCUCCUCGUAGCAGCCAUCAUCCUGGUGGGGAUCUACAUCAGCGGCCACCCCACUUCCAAUGCCGCGCUCUUCUUCAUCGAGCGGAGAUCUCACCACUGGCCGGCCAUGAGGUUCCGCAACCACCCCAACCACUCCACCUACACGGAGGUCGAACCCUCGGGCCACGAGAAGGAGGGCUUUGUGGAGGCGGAGCAGUUCUGAGAGCGCCAGGUCGCCCCUUGGAAGAGUAGGACAGAAGACCCGGGGACCCCAGAAGAGACAAAUCAAAACAAGGUGGAGAAGUGAUUUUUCUUGGCCUCCUCUGAACACACCCUGGCGGAGAAGAUGGGGCAGCAGCAUGGGGAGCCAGAGCUACGGUUUGGCCGUCACACUCCUAUAUUGAAGCAAGGGCAGAAAAGCAACCAAAUUGAGUUUUUUAAGGACCGAUCACCUAAAUUCAUCUUCUUUUGAUGCAAAGGGUCUCCCCUUCUGGGGCUCUCAGUGGUCUACUCAGUAGCUGCCCCAGAGGCCCCCUCCCCCCUGGUCACCCAACGCCCCUGCACACGACAAGAGAACUGAGCUCUCGGUUGGGGCCGCCGCAUUCCAGGAUCCAUAGACUCAAGAGCUGGUCCUCAUGGCUAUGGAUUUGGCGCACUCGGCCCCCGCUUCUGUGACUCUGGAAGUCUGGAGAAGGAGUUCAGGCCGUCUGUUAGACACAGGCGUGGCUGCUCCAUGCCCUUCGUGGAGCAACCACAUGGAGGCAAACUAAAGGAGAGGAAAGAACUUGUGGGGGAAAUCGCAUCUUUAGGCUUUGCUCUCUCAACUUGCCCUUUCUGCUGAGAACCAGUACUUCUGCACCGGACGUGGGUGCAGCCCGUUUACCCCAGCUGUGGCCCAGCCUUGGCCGGACAAGCCACCAGGGGCCCUGUGUUCCAGGGGCACAUUUGGUGUCCAUUAUCGUCGCUGGCCUGUCCCGCUGUCAGUGCCAGUAAGGACCACCCAAGGCAGAACUUUCCUAAUUACUGUUUUGCCUCCUCCAAGUUGGAUUUCCAUCGCCGUUAGAAACAGGGUGGUUUGUGGGGACAUGUCCAGUGGAGAACUUCAGUGGGAGUGUGUUGAGAAGCAAAGCCACUGGAGCGGCCGGGACAGAGGACGCUUACACGGGAAGGAGGGACUUUCUACGUAAAAUCUUGACCUGGAAAAUGGCUUCCGUCUCCCCAGCUGUGCUGGACGUUUUGGGGGCAGAGCUGCUAGGCUCCCACACUGAAGCUGGAAUUCUGUCCCAGAGAUGAGUCAGGGCUGCUUCUGCAGAGCAGUUCAAAUGAAAAUCAACAGCUUGCCCUCAUCCAGAGUAAAAAUAUCAGCAAUAAAAUAAAUGGUAAAUCACAGUCUCCACUCAGUCACCCCCUUUUCUGCCUGUCAUUGGAGACGCCGCAAAGGAAGAAGUUAAAGUGCCUGGCCAUCCGAGGGGUGCAGGGUUCGGGAAUGCACAAGUAACCGGGCACAGCCAGACACUUGAUGGCGGUCUUCUCCACGCUCCGUGCUUUAUCCGUGGUGAGGACACUGACGACAAUCAGAUUGGAAACAUGCUGGACCUCAUACACCGGGGAGCUACGGGGAGGGUCAGAAUUUGGGAAAGAAAACGGAGAGUGCCCCAGAGAGAACAGGGUUGUUUUUGAACUUCUGAGGGACAGAAAGGUCUAUGAUAGAGCCGUCUUCCUGAGCAGAACGCAGCCAGGCACUGAAAAGACACCCCCCCUCCCCCGCCGCCACCCCGCCCCACACCCCUAGCCAGCAGGCAGGAGGGGGCCUUUUGCUCUUGCCUGAUCAGCAAAGCGUCUGUGAGCUUUAUGUGUCUAACUGGCCAGGGAGACGGUUUCUGUUGUGGCCAAACGCAGCGCACAGCACCAUUUGCCCCUCGCCCAAACCCAGAACGCCUCGCCCCGGUGGGAGCUCCGCCAGCCGUUCUGGAUUCCCCAACGGAAAGAGCAGGGAGAUGGAAGAAAGGGGCGGUACUGCGCAGAGGCCCGCAGGUGGCGAAAAAGUGCCCCAGGUGCCUUGGUGGCUGGGUCGGAGGAGCCUGGCUCACCCCUGGGAUGGCGGGGGGCAGGGCAGUGGAGCUGUCUGGCAGCAGGUAGCCUGGUUUGUUUACAGCAAAAAGAACUACAGAUGUGUCAUUUAAGAGAGGCUCGGGACAUGAAGAGUCUCUGGAUGUCUGGAGCCAGAAUGGGUAGCCCAGUGUCGUCUAGAAACAGAGCUCGGCACUCACUGAGUUGCGGCUGGGUCCCAGCCAGCCUUGGGACCUUUCUCAGGAGAUAAAUGUUUCUUAGACCCAGGAGUUUUUACUCCAUGGCUUAGAGCAGGUUAGCUGAGUGGCUGUGGACAGUGACCGGAAAGGGACUUCGGGAUCUCGUGGUCCCGGAAGUUGGGCUGACCGUCCCGGAAGGCAGAGUAACGCUUCACGUAGUGCGCAUGCGCGACCCCGGAGCUUGCGGAUUUCCAGGCCCCUCCUCCCCACAGGCGUGCACAGUCCGCAAGGAGAACAGGCGGCUGGCAGGCACCUGCUCCACACCGUGGUGGUGUCUCUGGGCGCCCUCGCGGUGACCCCCCGGGAGGUGGGAGGGUAGGGUCCGUGAGACUUCAUCACCGUGACAGGAAUGUCACCUGUGAUGUAGGGCUCUGAGGAGCUGUCUGUGUGGUGCCCAGAAAUGGGAAGGACUCAGGGAGCCUCUGUUCCACACGACUCUUAGGAGAGCCAACGGGAACGUGGGGACAGGAAGAGGAACGGAGAGGCUGAGUGUGAGAUGGGCCCCUGGAUCGGGCUGUGGCCACGACCUCGUUGUUCUUCAGUCAGUGCUCUUAGGUUUGUGGGGCUGUCCAGCAAGGUCCCAGGGGUUUCUGCUUCUAGAAGGAGAGGGCGCACGAGCUCAGCCAUCAGCCUCAGCACCCAGGAAUGCCCCAGCGAGCAGUUCGACUGGCUGCCCGCCUCCCUCCUGCCAUGAUCAGGUAUCACCCAGUCAGCCCAGCAGACCCCUGGCUCUGGAAGCCACUUCUCCGGGUCUCAACCUGAAGCCUGACGUUGAAAUGUCCUUUCGUCACUCUUAGAGGUGGUUGAUGGACCCAGGGUAACGACUUUCUUUCUAAAUGUUUGUGUUUUACCAUAGCUCCUCUGUAUAAGGUGUCCCAGUGUGUAGAUGUUUUCAGGCAUAUAUAUGUAUACACACACGUGCACUUUGUGGCUAAAAGCAUUGGAUGAACCUGUGGUGUGCUCAGCCUGUAGCUUGGUUAGUUAAAUUAAGGUAGAGGCAGAAGCUGCCAGCCAGCCACACUCGUUGGAAAGCAAAGCAUCCACUGCUCGAGCUGACCACUCACCUGGUUGUGAGCAGGGCGUCUUCUCCGGGUCCUGGACCAGGUAACAGAUAUGCACAGAGCACUGACUGGGGCUGCGCACAGUCAAUCUCUCUCUCGCUUUCUCUCUGUCCAUCCCCCCUUCUCCACCACCCUCCCCCCAACCAAAACCUGCCUGAAUCUACAGCACAAUCAGAAGGAUCUGGAGAUCGAGAGCCCCCUAGCCCUCCUACAUGCCAUGUGCUCACGUGCUUAGUGUGAACUCUCGGCAUGGAUUCUCAACUGUUAAUAAUAAAUGGCAACAUUCUUUUAAGACCUGUUUUGUGCAAGAUAAACUACAAAGGUUUUUGAGUGGCGUUGUGCAGUUGCCACACACACACACACACACACACACACACACACACACCCCCCGCAGUCCUGACAAUAGACAGCUUCUCUGAUGACCUUCAGGCAGGAGCACAGGAAUGGCCUCCACCAAUCCGCCCAGCAGGGUGCUUCUCCCAGCCCCUUGGCCCCACCUCCGGGAGACGCAGCCUGGAAAGAGACAGACCCCAGCUGUUUAUUUAUUUGGGGUUUGUAAAUCCCUGGAAGUAA
This is a messenger RNA of Phyllostomus hastatus (greater spear-nosed bat), 5258 nucleotides long. RefSeq names its product plexin domain containing 1 (gene PLXDC1). The record is from RefSeq and is a predicted model, not a curated record. NCBI's taxonomy places the organism in Eukaryota, Metazoa, Chordata, Mammalia, Chiroptera, Phyllostomidae. Bases 48 to 1538 code for a protein of 496 amino acids. The transcript has 14 exons.